Messenger RNA from Cylindrotheca closterium, 1281 nucleotides. NCBI's taxonomy places the organism in Eukaryota, Bacillariophyta, Bacillariophyceae, Bacillariales, Bacillariaceae. The record is from the annotation of a GenBank genome assembly.
AUGGGAAAGAGUUUAACUUGGAACGAAGCAGAACCCGAAGUAUUCGAGGUUCCACGGAUAGACGAUGAAUUGAUCGAUGAUGCAUUUUAUCAGGAAGAUGAGAUUGGCGAAAUGCGACACACGGCAUUUAUGAUUGAAUGUGGACUGGAAGAGGACCCUCCAGAUGGACCGGACGUACCGCCAAUACCUUGGAAGCCGGAAGAUUUGAAAAAGGCGGCUGAGGAAGCAGAAGCUGCCAAUAAGAAGGAAGAGGAGGAGAAAGAAAAGAAAGAAAAACCAGCGCCCAAACGAGGGCCACCGAAGCGGACGCAUUCAAUGGACGAAGGAUUGGUGGACUUGGAGGAGCAUCUACCCGAGGCAGCAAAAAAGCCAGAACCGAACCGGGGUGUCGUUGCCACGCAUUCUGGUGGUGUCUUCCAGAAUCGACCGGCCAGACGGAAGGUACCUCCAAGCAGAACCAUGUCGGUCGAUGCUUACGGCUCAUCAGGGCAAAAAAAGACCCUGUCAAUUGGCUUGGCCAGGACGGAGAAGAAAAGCAUCGGAGGCCCGCGAAAAAUUGCUGCAAGCAAAUCAGGGUCCCUGCAUGCCAUGCGCAAAAAUCUCGAUAAACUUGCCGAAGGAGACGAAGAACCACCUCCCAUCGGAUCGCCAAUCGGUUCACCACGACGGGCUUCCAAACUUGUUGCUACCAAAUCUGGCAAUCUGCAUGGGAUGAGAAAGGCGCUGCAAAAGCCAGAAGUCCAAGCUGUGAAGGAAGAAGAAGUUUCAGGGGACGAUGAGUACACCGAACCAAUGAAGGGCGACGAACCGACGAAGAGAGAGCCAAAGCGUGGCAGUCUGGUUGUCACCAAAUCGGGCACAUCCCAUGGCCUACGGAGAGCCAAUCGGCCAGAGAGAAGAGAUUCCAGAGACUCCAGGUCAGUGGAUUCUACGUCUACUAGUGGAGACUCGUUCUUGAGUGACUUUGGUAGCAGUAGUUCUGAUGAUAGCGACAUCUCCAUCGAGACUGACGCCAGUGAGGAGGAUGAACCCAAACCUAAACCAAAGACACCAAAGGAGAUCUUGCAACAAAUUAAAGCGGACAAGGAGAAGGCAAAGAAGAGGGAGAAACGAAGAGAGGAAAAGAAAAAGGCUAAGAAAGAGAAGAAAAAGUCUGAAAAGGAUGGAGAUGAUUCAUCAGAAAAGAAGGAGAAGAAAAAGAAACCUGCCAAGCGAUUCAGUGCGAAAAGAUCAAGUCAAGCCGACAUUCCGCCAGCAUUCCGUGCAUCAUUUUCUCGCUAA